AUGACGACCAUUAUUAUAACGACCGGCACAGUAACAAGUGCUGACGGCACGACAAUCGCGUAUGAGCGCGGAGGCAGAGGCCCUCCCCUUAUCCUAAUCUCUUCUGCCCUGUCCUCGCGUGAAGACCUCCGCGGCCUAGCCUCCCUUCUCCCCUUCACUGUAGUCAACUACGAUAGGCGCGGCCGUGGCCACUCGACUGAUACACAGCCGUACACCAUCAAGAAGGAGGUGGAGGACAUUGCGGCUCUCCUGGCCAUUUACCCCUCGGCAGCGCUAUUCGGAACCUCGUCCGGCGCGGUCCUAGCCCUCGACGCGGCGUCCACUCUAAACGUUCCCGUAAUCUCAUACGAGGCGCCCAUCAUUGUCGACGCCUCCCGGCCUCCUGUCCCCCAUUCCCUCGCCGGCGAUAUCGACAAGUUGGUCGAAAGUGGCAAUCCCGCAGCGGCUGUGCGCUUGUUCAUGAAGCAAGGCCUGGGGGUCGGAUGGCUGGUCAUCGGCCUCCUCAUGGCCAUGUGGCCGAUGUGGCGCUCGAUGGUCUCAAUGGCCAAGACCGCAGCAUACGAUUGCCGGAUCUGCCAGGGGGUGCAGGAUUGCCGUCCACUCCUGGAUCGAUGGGGGUUUCAGGACAAGGAGAAGGUUCUCGUGGUGGUGGGCGAGAACGCCGACGAGUCCAUCCUGGUUGGGAACAAGGCUUUGGCCCACAUGAUCGGGGCUCGGCUUGAGGUGGUCAAAGGGGCGCACCACGCUUCCCCAGUUAUGAAUCCCAAGGUGCUUGUGGGGGUCAUUACCGAGUUCCUGGAGCCCACCAAGGUGGAUGGCAACGCGAUCGAGACCGCCGAGAUGAACACGAGCAUGGGCAAGACGGUGACCGAGAUCGACUUGGACGCUGUCAUCAAGGCUAAGGCUAAGGCUAUCACUGUUGAUCCGGUACACGACCAGGUCAAGUAG
This is a messenger RNA of Cutaneotrichosporon cavernicola, 948 nucleotides long. RefSeq lists its product as uncharacterized. The coding region runs from base 1 to 948 and encodes 315 amino acids. NCBI's taxonomy places the organism in Eukaryota, Fungi, Basidiomycota, Tremellomycetes, Trichosporonales, Trichosporonaceae. The record is from RefSeq and is a predicted model, not a curated record. Gene Ontology annotation, molecular function: triacylglycerol lipase activity. Gene Ontology annotation, biological process: glycerolipid catabolic process. The transcript has a single exon.